AAAAGAUAAUCCACAGAGUUUUCGCUCCUCAGUCAUGAAACGAGUUCCCAGACAACAAGCUCUACCUGUCACAUCCUCGCUCAUUAACUCUACAGGCCUGUCACACAUUAACUCCCGAUGAGAGGCGGAGCUCCGAGCAAGACGGCGCCAGGAUCAGCUGUGUACAAAAGCUGUGACGGAACAGUGUGUCCUACAUCUCCAGUUUUGUUUAAUGUACACCAUGAUGGAGCUGUUCAAGUGUCUGCUUGGGGUUGUUUUGGUUUGUGGCGUUUCUGCUCAGCAGUACUGGAUGCAGUCACCACUGCCACAGAAACACCUGCUCUUGCCUACUUUCCAGAAGCCUCAGCAGCAGUCAAACGUGCCCCCACCUGCUGUUCCAUUUCAUAAAUGUGUCCUGGAAGAGGCUGAGAAGAUCCAGUGUGGGAAUCCAGGGAUCACUGUUGAUCAGUGUCAAGACAUUAACUGCUGUUUUGAUGGGCACCUGUGCUACUAUGGGAAAGCGGUAACUGUACAGUGUACCAGGGAUGGCCAGUUUGUGGUGGUUGUGGCCAGAGAAGCCACUCGGCCACCCCUGGAUGUCAACUCGGUCAGUUUGCUUGAGCCAAAUGAAGCUUUCUGUGGACCAGUUGAUGGCACCUCUGCCUUUGCCAUCUUUCAGUUUCCUGUGACUGCAUGUGGAACAACACUUAAGCAGAAUGAUGAAGGUUAUGUUGUAUAUGAGAACCAUAUGGUGUCUUCGUAUGAGGUGGGAAUUGGACCCAAAGGCUCAAUCACCAGGGACAGCCAUUUUGAAUUGCUGUUCCAGUGUCUGUACUCAGGCACAACUGUGGAGGCUCUUGUCAUGGAAGUGAACCCUGUUCCUCCGCCACUGUCUGUUGCUGCUGCAGGACCCCUGAGAGUGGAGCUCAGACUGGGCAAUGGCCAGUGUAUUUCCAAAGGAUGUCUUAAUGAUGUGGCGGCAUAUAGUUCCUUCUACAGAUCUUCUGACUACCCGAUCUCUAAAGUUCUGAGAGAACCAGUUUAUGUUGAGGUCCGUCUCUUGGGGAGAUCUGACCCAAACAUUGUCCUGAACCUGGAACACUGCUGGGCCACUUCAACCCCAAACCCUCAAAGUGUACCACAGUGGGACCUUCUAGUGGAUGGGUAUGAAACUGUCCCGUACCAUGAUGACAGGUAUCACACCACAGUGAUUCCUCUGGAUGGCUCUUCUGGCCUCAAGUAUCCAACUCACUACAAACGUUUCAUCAGCCGGAUGUUCACCUUUGUGAAUUCUGAUGCCUACACUCCUCAGAAAGAUACGGUGUUUAUUCACUGUGCAACAGCUGUAUGCUAUCCAAGCAGUGAAAACUCCUGCGAACAGCAAUGCCACCGGCAAAGAAGAGCCACAGUGGAGAAGGUCCCCUCCAGCCAGAGGCUCCUGGUGUCAAGUGGUAAAGUGAUCCUGUUUGAAAAGUCCACAUCUCAUCAGAAGCAAUGAUCCAUUCAGUGCCAUAUGAACUGUUUUAAUAAAGCUGGCUGAAAGUCA
Messenger RNA from Xiphophorus hellerii (green swordtail), 1525 nucleotides. RefSeq names its product zona pellucida sperm-binding protein 4-like. Gene Ontology annotation, biological process: prevention of polyspermy; binding of sperm to zona pellucida. NCBI's taxonomy places the organism in Eukaryota, Metazoa, Chordata, Actinopteri, Cyprinodontiformes, Poeciliidae. The transcript is spliced from 8 exons. The coding region runs from base 212 to 1477 and encodes 421 amino acids. The record is from RefSeq and is a predicted model, not a curated record. Gene Ontology annotation, cellular component: egg coat. Gene Ontology annotation, molecular function: structural constituent of egg coat; acrosin binding.